This is a messenger RNA of Phodopus roborovskii (desert hamster), 342 nucleotides long. Its product is annotated as cornifin-B. Bases 1 to 342 code for a protein of 113 amino acids. The transcript has a single exon. The record is from RefSeq and is a predicted model, not a curated record. Lineage: Eukaryota; Metazoa; Chordata; Mammalia; Rodentia; Cricetidae.
AUGAGUUCACACCAGCAGAAGCAGCCCUGCACAGAACUUCCUCAGCUGCAUGAACAGCAAGUGAAACAGCCUUGCCAGCCACCACCUCAGGAGCCAUGUGUUUCCCAAAUCAAGGAGCCCUGUGAUACCAAGAUUCCUGAGCCCAGCCACCCCAAGGCCCCUGAGCCCAGCCACCCCAAGGCCCCUGAGCCCUGUCACCCCCAGGCCCCUGAACCCUGCCACCCCAAGGCCCCUGAGCCCUGCCACCCCAAGUCUCCUGAGCCCUGCCACCCCAAGGCCCCUGAGCCCUGCCCCUCAACUGUCACUCCAGUCCUAGCCCAACAGAAGACAAAGCAAAACUAA